AUGAUGCUGUCAAUACUGUUCACAAUCUUUGAUGGCAUUCGAGAUCUGUUGAAGAAUUUGUUGGGCUUUAGAAGAAGAUGUGAGAGUAAAACAAGACUCGACCACAAAGUGGUUGUCAUUACCGGCGGUAACACUGGUAUCGGCAAAGAGACUGCACUUCAACUAACAUUACGCGGCGCUAAGGUAAUCAUUGGUUGUCGUGAUCUUAAGAAAGGAGAGAAUGCUGUAAAAGAUAUCAAGUGUUUGAAUGCAAAGGCAGACAUAAAUGUGAUGCAAUUGGAUCUCUCGUCCCUCUCAUCCGUCCGACACUUCGCCAAAACAUUGACACAAAACGAAUCCAGAAUUGAUAUCCUUAUAAACAACGCCGGAGUUAUGUUAUGUCCGGAGUGGACCACCGAAGACGGCUUUGAGAUGCAGUUCGGGACCAAUCAUUUGGGACACUUUUUAUUAACACUUUCUGUAAUGGAUUUAUUGAAAAAGUCGGCAAAAGCCAGAGUUAUUAACGUCUCAUCGAAAGCAUAUUUUACGGGAGAAAUUAAUUUCGAGAAUAUAAACCUGAGAAACGGUGCCUACAGUCCAAUCAAAGGCUACAGUCAAAGCAAAUUAGCAAACAUUUUGUUCACUCGAGAACUCGCCCGACGCUUGGGUCCAAAGAAUACUAUAACGGCUUAUAGUCUUCAUCCGGGGAUAAUCCAAACCGAGUUGGGCCGUCAUAUUCCCGCACUAAUCCAGCCUAUUAUCCGUUAUGUCUUCGGAUAUAUGAUGUUAAGCAUUGAAUUGGGAGCUCAAACCACACUAUACUGCGCUCUCGAGCCAUCCCUUGACAAUGAAUCCGGACUUUAUUACGAUGAUUGCCAUCGAAUUGAUAAUAUGUUUGCGAACGCAACCAAUGAUACCGACGCCCAAAAACUCUGGGAAUUGAGCUGUGAUUUGGUUAAACUCGACACUCAUUUAAGACUUGAUUAAAAUUGUGUAAAAUCUUAUGAAUGUAUUUAUUGUUAAUGAUAUGCGAUAUCAAUGCAAUAAAAUUAUAACCCAAA
This is a messenger RNA of Medioppia subpectinata, 1040 nucleotides long. NCBI's taxonomy places the organism in Eukaryota, Metazoa, Arthropoda, Arachnida, Sarcoptiformes, Oppiidae. The record is from the annotation of a GenBank genome assembly.